Molecule: messenger RNA, 495 nt
Organism: Penicillium paradoxum
Lineage: Eukaryota; Fungi; Ascomycota; Eurotiomycetes; Eurotiales; Aspergillaceae
Exons: 1
Coding region: 1-495 (164 amino acids)
Source: RefSeq, a predicted model, not a curated record
AUGGCCCCCAACCUCUUCCUCUGUGCCCGCACCAUAUUCUGCCCGAUCUAUUGGUUUCAAAAGGGCAAUCGCGACUCCAACCUCAAAGAACAGCACUGGCAAUCCCCCGUUCCGGGCACUUACAAGUUCUUCCCGGGACGCGGAUGGCACCUCAUUCGUCGGGACGACUGUGAUCAUGAUGAAAAAGUCCCCGCUGCGCUAGUCUACUGCCGCAUCCUUCACCGUUACAUGUUUGAAUCUGAACUGGAAAAUCGCUGUCGCUGGUUCGAAGCCCCGAUGCACAAAGGUGGCCGUCCGGAAAAGCUACGCUUCUUCCGCCUUGACGACGGUAUCCACUGGGUCGCUGGCUGGGAUGCCCAUGGAAGCUUCAUCCUUGGCCCUUACCCCAAGUGGUAUCUCGAUGAAGAUGGACAUACCAUGCGUCGCGGUAAUUCACCGCCCACCAGUGCCAAUGUCUCCCGUUGCAGCAGUAUCAUCGCUGGCAAAUUUGAAUGA